UUUUUAUAUCUUUUUCAUAUUUAAAAGAAUUGUUUACUUUUUUUAAAAGUAUCUAAUUAAACGGAAUUACUUCCAUUUGAAAUCCACUGGUAUUGUUAUAUAUGAAAUGUCAAAUACUUGUAUCACACCUUCUUUUUUCUUCAAUAGUAACUACGAAUACGAUAUUUACGAAAAUUGAUUUGAACCUGAUGAUGACACCUAAUCUUUUUUUAUUACUUGAUUUCUAUGAGAGUUGUAUUCACACUGGCUGAGGGUUCACAUCAAUUCUAUAGUAUGUAUUCUGUAGCUAUUAUCUACAUGAAAUAUUGGUGUUAUACAGUUGUAUUUAUCUUUAUUUUUAAAAUAAACUAUAUACUUUUUUUCUAUUAUUCAAUUACUAUUAUCAUUUUUUUUUUGUUCAUUUGGUAUUGGUCAAGUUGUGAGGAGUGACGUAUUUUGUUAUUAUUUUUUAU
Messenger RNA from Mucor mucedo, 452 nucleotides. RefSeq lists its product as uncharacterized. Bases 226 to 429 code for a protein of 67 amino acids. Lineage: Eukaryota; Fungi; Mucoromycota; Mucoromycetes; Mucorales; Mucoraceae. The record is from RefSeq and is a predicted model, not a curated record. The transcript has a single exon.